GAGCGAGAGGAAGGAAGGAGGGAGGAAGAGAGAGCGUAGCAGAGAUAGAGAUACCAGGAGUGUAAUGGUUUGCACUCCCAUCCAGACAGUCAAGGGAAGGGGAGCCCAGUGGAGAGAGAGAGAGAGAGAGAGAGAGAGAGGAUGAGGAGUAUUCACACACUCUGCUGCAUGGAUGGAUGAGAGAAGGAGGAUCCCACCAUGGACAUGGACAUGAAAACGCUCUUUUGGUCUCCUGUUACUGACUCAAGAAUGGAAAUGUGGAUUACGGCAUGAGCUAAACCAGGCGACCGACCUAGAUUGUCACAGCACUUUGAGGUUGGAGAAGCGGGGGGCGACAGCAUGGUUUUCUGGAACAUCUGUGUUUACCCAGCAUGGUCGCCGGCUAAGAAAGCUUGAAGGACAACAAGCCCCGCUGUGAAAAUCCCAUUCCAUCUGAACUCACGUCCACUUCUCCCCCCACCAGGGAUGACCUUCUCUUGAAUUCCUCCACCAAUCUGGUCCCACACACUCCUCCAUAAGAGAUAAAUUCUGCUAUCACAAGUGUCAUGGUGGUCACACGCCACACUGAUUGGAUGCGCAUGUGCUCCGUUAAUCUGCUGCACUCACGCAAUCUCCUGUGAUUGACUGUUCAAGCAUGUUGAUGGGCAAAGCCGGGAGACCUGUGCUGGAUGUGCAAGUCAUACUGGCUGGAAUUGAGCGUAUGGCUAGAAGAGGACUGUGAAGGUUUGCUCCAUUGGAAGGCACGGACCACUUGUGCAGAGAUUACGAACAUCGUGGAGGCGGAUCAAAAGUCUUGGAAUAAUACAAGCUCAUGGAUAUAACUCUUUUCGUAUUCUUAAACCUGUUUUGGAUCCCAAUGUUUUUGUUGCUUCUUGUCUCUUCCUGGAUGGGAAUAUCAUGAUAUAGUCAAAUAGAAUCACAAGAAUUCUAUAAAGAGACUUUAAGUUGUCGCUUUCUCGUUUAGCUGCAAAACAGUUGACUCUUAUUUGGCUAUGUUUGGAUACGAUGGUCCUCCCGACAGAUUCCACAUGGACUCAAUGGCCUAAUUCCACUACCCUGCCAUUCAAAUGGCAGUGCUGGAGGGGUAUGAAGGGAUAAUGCAUAUCAUCUCCUACCCAAAAGAAGAAGCCACCAUGAGCAACGUCACAGUCACCGACAACACCGAGCCCAUCACCCACACCAUGAGUCCGGCGACCUCCAGCCCAUACAGCUACCCGGUUAGUUUCCAGGUCUCCAUCACGGGAUUCCUCAUGCUGGAAAUCCUCCUGGGCCUGACCUCCAACCUUACUGUACUGGCCCUUUAUUGCAUGAAGUCCAACCUCAUCAGCUCCGUCAGCAACAUCGUCACCAUGAACCUCCAUGUUUUGGAUGUGCUGGUUUGCGUUUGCUGCAUCCCGCUCACCAUUGUUGUAGUCCUGCUCUCGCUGGAGGGGGACACGGGGUUGGUGAGCUGCUUCCACGAGGCCUGCAUCUCUUUCGCCAGCGUCGCCACAGCCGCCAAUGUGCUCGCCAUCACUUUGGACCGCUAUGAUAUCUCCGUGAAACCAGCCAACCGGGUUCUGACUAUGCGAAGAGCCCUGGCACUAAUGGCCUCCAUAUGGGUGCUAUCUUUUGUCAGCUUUUUGGUGCCCUUCAUUGAGGUGGGAUUCUUUGCACAGGGCCAUGCUGAGCUCAACCAGACCCUUGUAGAGGAUACGGUCCACUCGAACCAGUACUACACAGAACUUGGCCUCUAUUACCACCUGUUGGCUCAAAUUCCCAUUUUCUUCUUCACGGCCGUGGUCAUGCUUAUUACCUACUCCAAAAUCCUGCAGGCCCUCAACAUCCGCAUCGGAACGCGCUUCCACACCUCUCAAAAGAAGAAAGUGCGCAGAAAAAAGCGUCCCUCCAUGACGGCGAUGACGACACAGCAGGAGGCCACAGAUGCAUCCCAGAGCAGCAGCAGCCGCAACCCGACGCUGGGAAUGCGCACCUCAGUGUCUGUCAUCAUCGCCUUACGCAGGGCAGUGAAGCGUCACCGGGAAAGGAGGGAGCGCCAGAAAAGAGUUUUCAGGAUGUCCCUUCUGAUUGUCUCCACCUUCCUGCUGUGCUGGACGCCCAUCACAGUGCUCAACACCGUCAUCCUUAGCGUGGGUCCCAGCGACCUGAUGGUCAAGUUGAGACUGGGCUUUCUGGUCAUGGCUUACGGCACCACCAUUUUUCACCCACUACUCUAUGCCUUCACCAGGCAGAAGUUCCAGAAGGUCCUGAAAAGCAAGAUGAAAAAGAGAGUGGUGUCCAUCAUCGAAGCUGACCCCACCCCUAAUAAUGCCAUCAUUCACAACUCCUGGAUUGACCCAAAGAGGAACAAAAAGGUGACAUUUGAGGACAAGGACGCCCAGCAGAAAUGUCUGUCUUCUGAGGAUGUGGAGUGAAGGAGCUGUUUUAGAGCUUGGUGUCAAGAAAAAGCGGCUAUUUUUUUUAAAAAGGGAUAAUAUUCAUCCAAAGCUGUCAUGUAAAUAUGAAGUGCAAUAGAAUUUACAGAAAGCUGGGUAAUUUAUUACUAUUUAUUGAUAGGUUUGAUAGAUAGGAUAUAUACUGUACUGUAGGUAUUGCAUGGCUUUUUGUAACUUACAGCACAUUGUGUACAUACAUGGUACCACUUAGACAGGGAAGUAGUUAUGUAUAUGUAUAUUUAUAAUAAAUUUGCUGUCCUCUCACCUAAAGCAAUUUCCUACUGCCCCCUAUCCCUACAAGUAAAGUGUGUUGUGACUCUCUAACAGCUGUGAGAUUACUGUCAUCCAUCACCUUGCCACUUGCUGUGACACUAAACCCCUACAGACCCUAGAGACCGUUGACCUUAUUGCCUGGGAGCGAGGGUUACACAUGCUGAAAUGAAAUUGUAGGUAUUUGGACACAACACGGACAUAAAACCUGUAGGCAAGAAAGAUUUAUGUGUACUGCUUAACAAGGAUAGGCGCUACAACGGUUGCCUUUUGACUGGUGAAAAUGUCCUUAUCUUGCUUAUUUUAACAAGUAUGUCUCAGAUUGUAGUACAUACUACUUAAAGGGGACCUAUACGGGAAUGGAAUGGAAUGGCCUUUAUUGUCAUUAUACAAGAUGUACAACGAAAUUGGAGAGCUUCUCUUUUCAGUGCAUUAGUCAAGUUUAAAAAACAAAAAAAGUAUAUAAAGUAGAGUAAAAAGACAAUUUAACAAGAUAUAUACAAGAUAUCCAAAAUAUACAGAAAUAUAUAGAAGUUUCAGAUAAUGAGGUUGGCGCAUUUGGAAGAAGGGCUCUCUUCAAAAUGAGCAGAGUGCUUAUUAGUUCUUAAAAGUUCUAUCAAAAGGUGUGGUAAAACUGCCCCUUUGUGAUGUCACAGAGGGGCAGACUUCCUUAUAUGGGCUUAACUGUAAGCCAAAUAAACUCUCUGCCCACCCCCAAGCGCUGCGCUGCUCUGCUCUUUAUUUGCUAG
Molecule: messenger RNA, 3454 nt
Organism: Doryrhamphus excisus (bluestripe pipefish)
Lineage: Eukaryota; Metazoa; Chordata; Actinopteri; Syngnathiformes; Syngnathidae
Product: G-protein coupled receptor 22-like
Biological process (GO): G protein-coupled receptor signaling pathway; cellular response to hormone stimulus
Cellular component (GO): plasma membrane
Molecular function (GO): G protein-coupled receptor activity; peptide binding
Source: RefSeq, a predicted model, not a curated record